Asparagus officinalis (garden asparagus) is the source of this 1161-nucleotide messenger RNA. Its product is annotated as polygalacturonase-like. Gene Ontology annotation, molecular function: polygalacturonase activity. The transcript is spliced from 4 exons. Lineage: Eukaryota; Viridiplantae; Streptophyta; Magnoliopsida; Asparagales; Asparagaceae. The record is from RefSeq and is a predicted model, not a curated record. Bases 1 to 1161 code for a protein of 386 amino acids. Gene Ontology annotation, biological process: carbohydrate metabolic process.
AUGGCCAACACAAUGAACUUCCUCUUGACAGCAUUGGCUUUCAUCUCUUUGUCCAACCUAGCCAUGGGCUCAUUCAACAUCAUGGACUUUGGAGCAAAGCCCAACGGCCGAACCGAUUCGGGCCAGGCUUUUCUGGCAGCAUGGGCCAAGGCCUGUCGAUCUAGGAGGCCCGCCUCCAUUUAUGUUCCGGCAGGCCGGUUUCUUUUGGGCCAAGCAACGUUUGAAGGCCCAUGUAGGAAUAGCAGGGUUAGCAUUUUCAUUGAUGGGACUAUUGUUGCCCCAAAUGGUUAUAGUUCACUGCUCAAGUGGAUGCAUUUUGUGAAUGUUAAUGGUUUGGAGAUUAUUGGAGGGACUCUUGAUGGAAGAGGGAGGGCACUUUGGUCGUGUAAGUUGGCCGGCCGGAGAUGUCCUAUUGGUGCAACGUCACUCAUCAUCGCCAAAUCAAAAAAUGUAUUGAUCAGUGGACUAACCUCCAUAAACCCGGAGCUCAUACACAUAUCCAUACAAUACAGUCACGGCGUUACGUUGCAAAAGGUGAAGAUAAGUGCGCCCAACAAUAGCCCCAACACCGACGGUGUCCACGUUCAGAACUCCGUUGGUGUCACCGUUACCGGAUCUACCAUAAGGACUGGCGACGACUGUGUCUCUAUGAAGGCGGGCGUUGAGAAUGUCCUGAUCGAGCGUGUCUACUGUGGUCCUGGACAUGGCAUUAGCAUUGGGAGCUUAGGAAAUGGGCUACAUGAAGAGGGAGUGCAAAAUAUCACGGUGAAAUCAGUGGUGUUUAGGAGAACUCAGAAUGGACUACGGAUCAAAACAUGGGGAAGGCCCACUAGCGGAUUUGUGAAGGGUGUGAAAUUUCACCACGUCGUCAUGAAUAAUGUCCAGAAUCCAAUCAUUAUUGAUCAAAAUUAUUGCCCUGGCAACGUAAAUUGCCCUCACAAGAGUUCGGGCAUUAAGAUCAGUGGGGUGUCAUUCCACGACAUCAAGGGAUCAUCGGCAACCAAAGUGGCGGUGAAGCUCGAUUGCAGCCCUAAAAACCCUUGUGUUGGUGUGGGAUUGAGGGACAUAAGGCUCACGUACGGGAAGAAUGAGGCUCAGUCUUAUUGUAGGAAUGCAAGAGGGAGAUCCUCUAGGGUUAUAAGCCCACCAAGUUGCCUCUAA